ACGACAACAACAACAACAACAACAACAACAACAAAGAGACACAAAACAACACAAAAGAGACAAUACAAACACAAAGUCUGUGCGUUUUGCUCCAGAGAAACCAUGGGGCCUUUUGCAUAUCCUUGCCCAAGGGCCCUUUGUUGCAUAAUCCACCUAUGACAUGUAGUGGGUAGUUUUACACUGUAGUAAAGGAUUUGGAUACUUUUAUCACUGCAAUCUGCAUAUACAAUAAUCUGUCUGACACCGCAGGCUCCAGUUUUGUUUGUGAGGGUGUUAUGUUGAGAUGUUGAAGUAAAUUUAUCUAGCACAGACAAAACAGUUAACAGACUAAUUUUAGAGAAAAGGCAGUCAGAUGAUGAAACCGAUGUCCACAUUGGAGCAACCGGAGUCGAGGGGCUGUCCACUGUGAAAAUCAUAAAGCUGAGUCUGCACCGUGCUGUGCCACAUUGAGCCUGCAGAGGGCGAUGUCUGACAACAGCAACAGCACAGGCAGCAGUGGGUCCUCCACCAACAGCUGGACACUCCUCUCCCCUGAGGAGGCAGCUGUUGAGAAUGUUGGGCCAGUAGAUGACGGCACUGAGAGCCUGGGGGAUGUCCCAAGUCUCUCUGAGGAUGUGACAGGAGCUGCUGCGAGUGACAUUCCAGUAGAAACUGUUCUGUCUGAAGAAGGCCAUCAGGUUUGUCAAGAGACCUCUCCAGAGUCCAGUUUGGGUCCCAUCCCGUCUAGUCCAGUCCGGAUGAGUCCUCUCCCACCCACCCUUCUUGAUCCUCCAGACCUUGACAUGGAGAGUCAGCCUCCAAUCAUCCAUGACAUUGUAACCAGCUCCCCCAGUGACAAUGAGCACCUCGAAGCCACGCCCUUUGUCACCAACAUUGAUUUGGGGGCUCCACUCGAUAUUCCUGCUGCUGAUCUCCUGACAGUUGAGCCAGAGGAGUCCUGCUCUGCUCCACCCCUGACUGAGAUCCCUGUCUCUACAGAGCCAGUGCUUGACACGCCUGCUGAUUUUGGGGAGACUCCUGUCUUCACUGCUGAACCUGAGGUCACUGUCCCCACAGAGACCAUUACGGCCACUGAUCCUCCCUCUCAUGUUGAAGCUGAUAUCAGCUUUGUCUCAAAGAGCACAGAGCCCCCAAGCCAAGUCAUAGAGAGCCUGGCGGCAGAAAGCCCCAUUAGUGAUAGUCCUGUGCCAGAGACUAUUGGUUCAGUAGAGGCAGAGGAGGAGGAGGAGGAGGAAGCAGAGGAGGCAGCUGUGAAAAAGGAGGAGACAGAGCCAUCUGAGACAGUGUUCCAGGAUGAGAGAGAAGAAGACGAAGAACCAUCCAGCAGUUUUGAUUUGGGCGACACAAGCGGUUUUGACGAUGGACUGAGGAGGAGGAAUGUCCCCCCCUUUGAGGCACCAAGACCAAGAACAUCAGAUGAGGAAGAUGAGGAAGAGGAAGUGGAGUUCAAGCUGGCCGAGAAGAAGGAGGAGGAAAAGCCAUGGUUCUCCAUGAACAAAUGCAUUGUGGGUUCUCUGAUCCUGCUCUUCUUAGGUUCCCUCUUCCUCUCAGGUUUCCUCUCUGACCUGAAUAAUGGUGACUUUGACGGCUCUGACCUGAGUGAUGGAGAACAAAGCCAGGACUGGCUUAGCAGUGAUCCACAGGAUAUGAAAGAGCUAUUGGAUAAACUGACACAGGAAAACCAGCAAAUCGCUCAGCUAGAGGCUCAACUACGGUCUCAGAAAGAAGAACUUGACUUAGCGCUGAAAGCAGUAGCAGCAAGCGGUGAUGAGAUGGGUAAAGCAGAUAUGGAAAAAGAAAAUGCAAAGCUGAAGGAGGAGCUGUCAUCCCUGCCUGAGCUGAAGAAAGAGCUGGAGAGUCUGAGGUCCAGAGUGACCGAGCUCAGCCAGCUCACAGCUGAUCAAGAAAUGCCCCCAGCUGCCUCAAGCUCAGCCCCUCCCCCCAGUGACAAAGAUGGUCAGACAGACCAGAAAGCAGCUGGACCUGAGAGUAGGACGGACAAAAAUGAGGGGGGCCGGCUGAAGGAAGAACUCCAUAGACAGAAAGUUCUUCUGGAGGAGAGCAAGAAGAGGCUGCAAGGGAUGAAAAAAGAUGGAGGCGACAGGAAGCGAGUGAGGGAUAAUUUAGAGGCGAUCCAGAAGAAGCUUUCUGAACAAGUAGAGAGGUGGGGCAAGAAGAAACCACAGGAGUCCAAAUGGAAAGGGAACAAGGGCAAAAACAGUGAGCGGGACCACUGGAAGAAAGACGAAAAGAAAGAGUGGAGGGGCGAGAAAGAUUGGAAGCACAGCAAAGAUGGAGGAUGGAGAGACAAAGAGGAGAGAAAGGAGAAAGAGUGGAAGCCUCAGAAGCAAAACUCUCACAAAGAGGCAUGGAGGAAACACCAGGACGAGUGGGAGAGGAAGAAGGACGAGCGCAAAAUGGACAGAGAGGAGAGGAGGAAGGAGAAACCGUGGCACAGCCGGCCUGGUAAAAACUCCCACAGCCACCAUCAGCACCAGCAUCAACACCAGCAUCAGCACCAGCAGCCCCGUCAGCCUCACCAACACAAGCACAACGACUUCUGGGGAGACCAGGAGCAGAAGCUCAGACGCAAUGUCCACCCCCAGCUGGGCUGCAGCUCUGUGGAGGACUGCGCCAGCAAGGAGGGCCUCUACCCAGUGGAGCUGCCCGAGUUUGAGGAACUGCUGGAGGGCUACCUGAGCAAGCUUGAAGGAUCUUCACCUGAGAGCAAAGACAAGAUCAGGAAGCUGACUGCAGAGUUCUUUGAGGAUGGCGUGUUUAUCCACGACAGGGUUCUUUUCAGUGACUUUGCUGAGGAUGUGGCAGACAUUCUGGAGGACAUGGUAGACGUUUUAGAUGACGGCGGGCAGAAGGACGACGACUCCCUGGAGGAGGAGAUGGAGGAGUUUGAACGAGAAGCCCUGUGGAAGUUUGCAGCCACAGUUUAAAUAGACAGAGAGGGGGAACUGAGUAAAAAAACAACGCUAAGAAACAGCACAAGUGGUGGUUUUAUAGGACAUUUCUUGCCUACAUUCUCCUCAGAGCUGUAAUUGUAGUAGCUUCUGGUACAGAGUGGUCGUGCCUCUCAUAAAUGUGUCCCUCUGAGUCUUUAAUUAUAAGCUAGACUUGUACUUGUCAUUUUGGACUUAGUUGUUGUUACCUACCUCUGUCAGGUCAUGCCUCCUAAUGAGAAGUCCUUCAGUAAUGUGUUGUGUGGAUUUUCCUCUGCUAUAUAGUGUUUUCUCAAUACGUAGUGCAUGUUGCAGUUUAUCAUAUGAAUUCAAACUGAAAAUAGUCAGAUCACACGCAAAAAAUGGCAGUUAAAGGAAUACUUCACCCACAAAAUUACCAUUUGUGCAUCCGUUACUUACCCAGUGUUACAAUGAAUUCCUGAAGAAAACUUUGUUUUUCUGGCACGCCUCUAAGGUAAACAAAGAAUCCAAAAACAGCAAACAAUUUAAGUCAUUGGGGUCCGCAUGUUAAAACAGCAAAAUCAUAUCAAAACAUCUGUUUACAAGCCCUCACACAAUUCAUGCAUCAUAUAUCCUCAGUACUUUCCAAACACAUGCAGUUUCACUAAAACAGUAAUAUUUAAAACAUGUCUGCAUAAACAGUCGCACGCACAGAUGAGUCGCGCGCCUUAACAACUCAGUGGAAUGCAUGAGCAGAGAUCAAACGCACGCACUUGCCCGGGCUCGCUGCUCCUAUGCAGAAGUGUCUUAAAUGGUUAGGUUUUGGCUAAAAUGCAUGUGUUUGAGAAGCGCUGAGCAUACGGCCGGAUAUAUAUGAGACUUUGAUUAUACUGCAUGAGUUGUGUGAGAGUUUGUAAAUAAAUGUUUUAAUAUAGUUUUGCUGUUGUAAAACAGGAUUAUCAAAAAUGUUUUUCAUUCACCAUAGAGGCAAAUUUAGUGUAACAGGGAGUGUGUAAUCAAUUGAUAAAUGUAUUUUAUGGCUAAAGUAUUCCUUUAAGGAGAUGGUAUUUGCAAAAAUAAUUCUGUUGGGCAUCAUUGCAAUGAUUAAAUAUAUUCCUUAAAAUUCAUACAGUAUUAUAUAAGUUGUCAGUCAGUGAAAUACUUCUUUGUCCUCUGACUGUGUGAAAAUAACCUACUACUGCUGCAAACAGGUUAAAACAAAUGCUGAGAAUUUUUUUUGCAGAUACCAUUUGCCUCAAGUCAGGUGUAGCUGUCUAAUCCCAGAGGAUGAGAUCCCGGUUCUUUCAGUGAUAAGAAUCAGAUCAGGUCAGACCAGUUUUGUGUCAGCAGCUCUUCAGUAGAUUUGGGCAAACACACACGGAGCACUGUUUGAGAGCCCUGAGCGUUUGGUUUCUAGAUUUCAAGGACUUUUCAUCCUCCGAUGAAACUGUCAGUUGACGGCAGAUGUGCUGAGCAACCAGGAACCGGUUUGUGAAAUGUCAGUGCUGCUCAAAAAAAAAAGCAAAAAAAAAAAAAAAAAAAAAAAAAAAAGCAAUAGGACAAAGAGAUAGCCAUAGCUACAUUUAUGACUGCUAAAACCACUUCAGCACUUUUCUCAAACAUUCACGUUUGCAGCAAAGUUUCUUCUUUCUCUUUUAUGUUUUUUAGACCAUUAGUUCUCUUUUUGUUAUGUAGCCAUGGGGACCUCCAACACAUGAUCUGGGUAUCCCAGAGCAGUCAAAAAAAGUUAAUGUGCCGCAAACUAGAUUGGGAGACAAACCAGUACAUAUAUUAUUUCCAGUUUUCUCUUAUUUUGUUAGCAAGUUGUUGUUAACAUGCACACAAGUGAUAUAGUGAAUGGUCAAAUGAGGAUGCUGCUGCAUUUUCUUUUUCAAUUUUAAUUUUAAGGAGCGGGGCAAAAUGUUGAAAAAGACUCAAAGCAAAGGAAGUAUUGUAGAACAGCUCUCCACUGUUGGCUAGUCUUUUGAGACAAUGGAUUUUUGUUUAAGUGUUUGACUGUAGUCUGAUUCGAUCAUUACGUUUUCCCUCUUUAGGUGGAUGUGAAGUUAAAGUCGACAGAUUGUGAUUGUUGGUUCUCAUUUUUCAACGGUUGAUAGAAGCUUUGGAGUGUUUCUUGUUUAUUUAUUCUGUCAGUACACUGCAACUCUUUUCCUUUUUUUUUUUUUUUUUU
Epinephelus fuscoguttatus (brown-marbled grouper) is the source of this 5103-nucleotide messenger RNA. RefSeq names its product pre-B-cell leukemia homeobox interacting protein 1a (gene pbxip1a). NCBI's taxonomy places the organism in Eukaryota, Metazoa, Chordata, Actinopteri, Perciformes, Serranidae. Bases 465 to 2948 code for a protein of 827 amino acids. The transcript is spliced from 11 exons. The record is from RefSeq and is a predicted model, not a curated record.